Messenger RNA from Stegastes partitus (bicolor damselfish), 1651 nucleotides. RefSeq names its product dehydrogenase/reductase (SDR family) member 3b (gene dhrs3b). Lineage: Eukaryota; Metazoa; Chordata; Actinopteri; Pomacentridae. Gene Ontology annotation, biological process: retinoid metabolic process; regulation of retinoic acid receptor signaling pathway. Gene Ontology annotation, cellular component: lipid droplet. Gene Ontology annotation, molecular function: all-trans-retinol dehydrogenase (NAD+) activity. The coding region runs from base 322 to 1230 and encodes 302 amino acids. The transcript is spliced from 6 exons. The record is from RefSeq and is a predicted model, not a curated record.
UUGUGUUUCACGUUUCUGCGUCCCCGACCAGACGUAAUGAGCGAUCAGUCACACGUUUCAGGAGACCUAAAGCGCGCCGACUAAGAUGUCAGAGCUCCACCAAGCGCCACAGUCGUGUUUUGAGCGCGUUUCCUCGCCCGUGGAUUACUCAUGCAACACUUUCUAAAGGCUGCACAGGAGACUGUUUGCGUGCGGAUAAACUUGCAGGAGUCGCCGCAUUCGUGCACGGUCUUCGCUCGCUGUUUGGAGGAUAUCGGUUAGUGCGCGGAAACUUGCUGCGUAAACACUAUACUUUGUCGGCGACUGUCUCCCCCGUCCGAGAUGGAACUGAAGAGCGCGUGUCGUAUGUUUCUGUUCCCGGUUCAGAUGCUUUAUUACAUUGUCAGAGCAAGUUUGUUUUCGCUGCUGCCGAGCAGGAGGAAGGAACUCACCAAGGAGGUGGUAUUGAUCACCGGCGGAGGACGAGGCAUCGGCCGACACCUGGCCAAAGAGUUUGCCAAGCAGGGGGCCAGAAAGGUGAUCUUGUGGGGCAGAACAGAAAAGUGUCUCAAAGAGACAGCCGAAGAAAUCUCCCUAUCUGGAACAGAGUGCCAUUACUUCCUGUGUGAUGUGGCCAAUCGGGAAGAAGUUUACAAGCAAGCCAAGGUGGUUAGAGAAAAGGUGGGAGAUGUUACAAUAUUAGUGAACAACGCAGCUGUAGUCCAUGGCAAAAGCCUGAUGGACAGCGACGACGACGCCCUUCUGAAAUCCCAACAUAUCAACACCAUGGGACAGUUCUGGACAACAAAAGCCUUCCUGCCUCGAAUGCUGGAGCUGCAGCAUGGCCAUGUAGUAUGCAUUAAUUCCAUCCUGUCCCAGUCUCCCAUCCCCGGGGCCAUAGACUACUGCACCUCCAAGGCCUCAUCACUGGCCUUCAUGGAGAGCCUGACGCUGGGCCUGCUGGACUGUCCCGGUGUCAGCUGCACCACUGUGCUUCCCUUCCACACCAAUACAGAGAUGUUCCAGGGCAUGAGAGUCAGGUUUCCCCAACUCUUUCCACCUCUCAAGCCUGAGGUAGUAGCCCAGAGGACUGUCGAUGCAGUCAGAGCUGACAAGGCCUUCCUCUACCUGCCCUGGACAAUGCAUGCUCUUGUCAUUCUCAAAAGCUUCAUGCCACAAGUUGCACUUGAAGAAAUCCACAAGUUUUCUGGGAGUUAUACCUGCAUGAACACGUUCAAAGGGAGGACAUGAACUUGGAUUGCACACAGUGUGAGAGCAACCUCAGCAGCUGUGGGGUUUAAUGAAGGGAAUAUGGACCUUAAGGCAUGUAAAAGUGGCGAAGGCGCCGUGAUAGUGUGAGGACAAAUACAUUACAUGCAAGGGUGUUGCUUCUGCAGGUAGAAUUAAUUGAUAAACUGCACGAUGCACCCUGAUCAUGUGUUUGUGUGCGCGCAUGUGUGUGUGUGUGUGUGUAUGUAUAGUACGGAGGACUGAAUGCCAUUCUCACUUUGAACAGAAGCCAUGCAUAGGUCUGUACCAGUAGUUAUUCUGGGAGUUUUUGUUUUGUUUUGUGACACUUGUUUUAGUCUGUUUUUACAAAUCUUUUUUUUAUUCUCCUUUUAAUGUGUCUCUGAAUCAAAACAAUGUAAUAAAAUGGAGUUUUAGAAUUGCA